Messenger RNA from Amoebophrya sp. A120, 1527 nucleotides. Lineage: Eukaryota; Dinophyceae; Syndiniales; Amoebophryaceae. The record is from the annotation of a GenBank genome assembly.
AUGCCGGAUCUUUUCGUCGGCAACAGCAAAGCAGUCGGGCCGUCCGCUGCGAAACAGGUAGCGGCGGAUGUUGAUUUUGCUGAGGAGGACGAUUUCGAGGACAUUGUGGACUCGGGCGAGCGAGACGAUGACGAGGACGGCCAUGAUCUUCCUGUCGUGGGGGACCUGUGCCGCGACGACGGCGGCGAAGACGAAGACUUUUGCAUCGGCGACACCGAGGCGCACACCCUGGCUGACGAUCAAUUCGAUGCCAUCGUUGGGGCACUGGAGGACAUUGUGGUUUCGGAUCAGUUCCAGAAAACCAUGACAGAUUUCUGUAUUUCAUCAUUCGAUCAUUUGUUUUCCCGCAAAAAUCAUUCAAGAGCAUUAUACCGUCUCCGAAAUUAUCAGGUGAUCAUCAAUCAUUGCGCUUCGCUCUUGGACGAGGCGCAAAGGAAAUAAAACCCGCUCGACUUUACUUAGUUCGGAUGCAACCAUACUUAUAAUUUCAAGAUUCCGCAAUAUUCCCUCGUGUUUUGAAAAAAGAGAAGUGCAAGAUUGAUAAAAUAUACAGGCAAGACGCACUGUCAGUCUUUCGCGGACAACGAAGAGAAUAAGCUGGAAUACACCGAGAUUUUUUCCAAAUGGACAAAGACAAUCGAAAGUUACCUUGAACUGAAGUUACGCGAAGCCAUCGACGGCUUCCGCAUGCAGGAUUUUUUGCAGCUGCUUGGGGAACGAGAGGCCAAGAUCGAAGACGAGAUCGUGGAAGAGGUAGGAACAGCUGAAAUAAGAAAAACACGCGUUCGUUCCUUUCUCAUUCCUGAAGUUGUUGUGCUUCUUGCGUGAUGCAGCUGUGUACGUGAGAUGGCCCCCGCCGGGAGCCCGAGGCAAUUGCUCCUAUGCAAAUCAAUGUUCUCGAUCACGCGGAUACAGGUUCUCGAGUUGCUCCUGAGCGUGAACGACUUUUCGACGUUCAAGCAGCUAAUGCUCACACACAAGCAAAAUGGCGUGACGGGAGGCCAGGAGUUGCUACGGGUCACUGGUGGUGCUGCUACGAUUCACCAAGAUGAAGACCCCGAUGGGGAUGCCAGGCCAGACUUAGACUUCGCACUCUGUGGUAAAAUCAAAUGAAUAAACCAGACCGAAGUUAUUUUUGAAAUAUUGCAUGUCGCAAUUUUGGCAAAAAUCAUGAAAACCUCACCAGCAGACGUCUAGACAUCCCUCCACUUUUGAUGUCUCCAGACACUUCAUUCUUUCUUUUUGCGCAACCGCGUUUCUUAUCUGAUUCAUGGCUGCUCCGACGAGAGACGCAGCCGAAGCGUUGUGCUUCUUACAUACAAAACACGACGAUCAACACGAAGGAAUCAAUAGAACAAAGAGAUUCGUCAUUCUCUGUCUGCAAUCAACGGGGGGACGGAGUGGUUUCUUCUCUGGUGCGAUGAUUGCUCCGCGGGCGCGGCAGCGGUUUUUCCUUUCGUGAACUGCACUUCAAUAAAGCUCAAUGGUACGUGCAAUGUGGAAUUUCAUCUACGUCUGAGAGUGUGC